Messenger RNA from Hypanus sabinus (Atlantic stingray), 2187 nucleotides. Its product is annotated as lutropin-choriogonadotropic hormone receptor-like. Gene Ontology annotation, molecular function: G protein-coupled receptor activity; follicle-stimulating hormone receptor activity. The transcript has 10 exons. Gene Ontology annotation, biological process: follicle-stimulating hormone signaling pathway; male gonad development. The record is from RefSeq and is a predicted model, not a curated record. Gene Ontology annotation, cellular component: membrane. NCBI's taxonomy places the organism in Eukaryota, Metazoa, Chordata, Chondrichthyes, Myliobatiformes, Dasyatidae. The annotation marks the transcript as partial.
UAUGUGAAACGCAACACAAUGACUUGGCUCGUACUGUUGCUGUUCUGGGUGCUUCGGGAUCCUGUUUUCAGCGCUAACUGCCCCAAGCUCUGUAGCUGCAGAACGGAUAAUCGUAUCAUUUGCCAGGAGAGCAAAGUCGAUCAUAUUCCAAACGAUUUUCCCAGAAGCGUCAGCAAGCUAACUUUUAAAUACACUAAUCUGAACAGAAUACCAAGUGGAGCUUUCUCUGGACUCAACAACUUAUCAAGCAUCUGGAUGUUACAGAAUGAAGCUUUGGAGAAUAUUGAAAAAAAUACUUUUGUUAAUCUACCAAAUCUUGUUGAAAUAAUAAUUGAUAAAGCAAAGCUGCUUGUGCAAAUUGACCGAGGAGCAUUCGGAAAUCUUCCGCAGUUAAGAUACAUGACCAUCACCAACACUGGAAUUAGGUAUUUCCCUGAUAUCAAAAACAUACAAUCUGAAGACUUUAUCCUUCUUGAAUUCCGAGACAAUAUAAACAUGCACAUCAUUCCAUCCAACGCUUUCCAGGGAUUAAGCUCUGGGACAUUAAGUAUAAAGCUGAUUAACAAUGACCUCACAGAAGUACAGAGUCAUGCAUUCAAUGGAACAGAUUUAGAUCAGCUCAGUCUGGCAGGUAAUCAAAAUCUACAGAAAUUACACGAUGAUGUUUUCAUGGGGGCAACAGGUCCAACUGUUCUGGAUAUUUCAAGAACGAGCAUUGGUAUGCUUCCAGUUCAUGGCUUGAAGUCUGUUAAGAAGCUCAUAGCUCAGGCAACUUCCAACUUAAAAAAAUUGCCACCUCUGGAUAACUUUGUGAAACUAAGAGAAGCAAGCAUGACGUACCCAAGCCACUGCUGUGCUUUUGAAAAUGAAAAUGCUAAGAAACAAAAAGAAAUACAGUCAUCUGCAGUUUGUAACAAGCUCUAUAGCAACAUCAGCUCCCCACGGGAAGUGGAGAUGAGCUCCUUGCAUUCAAAGAAAUCUUUGCAGAUUAAUUCAUCAUUGCCUCAACAAUAUGCCUUUCUUGAAAAUGAGGCAUGGUUUGACCUAAAUGAAGAUGAACCCUUUUUUGACUAUGGUUUCUGCACAAAUGUGGUAGAUGUGAUCUGUUAUCCCAAGGCGGAUGAAUUCAAUCCAUGUGAAGACAUUGUGGGGAAAGACAUUCUGAGGGUCAUGAUAUGGCUAAUGAAUAUUCUUGCUAUUGUAGGGAAUGUUGUUGUUCUUAUAGUAUUAUUAACAAGUCGAUAUAAACUUACUGUCCCACGAUUUCUUAUGUGUAAUCUGGCCUUUGCAGACUUUUGCAUGGGUCUCUAUUUGUUGCUUAUUGCUUCUGUAGAUAUCAAAACAAAAGGUCAGUACUACAACUAUGCUAUAGACUGGCAGACUGGUGCUGGAUGUGCAUCUGCAGGGUUCUUCACUAUCUUUGCCAGUGAACUCUCAGUGUACACACUGACUGCAAUCACCCUGGAAAGAUGGCACACGAUAACUUAUGCCAUGCGGUUGGACAGGAAGCUCCACUUGAGGCAUGCUAUUGUGAUUAUGAUUGGCGGUUGGAUGUUUUCAUUUACCGUUGCAGUGUUACCUCUUAUUGGAAUCAGUAAUUAUAGGAAGGUUAGCAUUUGUCUCCCUAUGGACAUCAAUUCACAAAUCUCUCAAGCUUAUAUUAUUUUCAUUCUGAUUUUAAAUGUUACUGCAUUUUUAGUUAUUUGUUUUUGCUACAUUAGAAUAUACUUAACCGUUCGAAACCCCAACUUUGUUUCUACAAAUAGUGACACAAAAAUUGCCAAGCGCAUGGCUGUAUUAAUCUUUACAGAUUUCAUUUGCAUGUCGCCUAUAUCUUUCUUUGCUAUUUCAGCAGCUCUGAAAGUUCCUUUUAUCACAGUGUCUAAUUCCAAGAUUCUCCUGGUUCUGUUCUACCCAAUCAACUCUUGCGCCAAUCCCUUCCUGUAUGCAAUUUUCACAAAAACAUUUCGUCGAGAUUUCUAUAUUCUUUUAAGUAGGUUUGGCUGCUGUGAAAUGAAAGCACAGCUCUACAAAACAGAAACAACAUCAUCAAUUCACAAUUCCAAUGUGAGAAAUGGUGCUUUGGCCACUGCAUCACAGUUUGGUCAAGGAAUGGCUUACGCAGAGCUUCUGGUAGCCAAUAAUCGACAGCAGCAUGAAGCUCAAUCUCAGUUCUCAAGAAAUUAG